UUAAAAUAUAUUCUGCUUGUUUUCGCAGGUCUGAUUACCGCAGUUUAUGGUCAGAUGUGUGGCGGGUUGGUCCAGGGACUCAACGGGACGAUAGAGAGCCCCGGCUUCCCACACGGGUACCCCAACUAUGCCAACUGCACCUGGAUCAUAGUGACUGGGGAACGCAACAGGAUACAGCUGUCAUUUCACACGUUCGCUUUGGAGGAAGACUUCGACAUCGUCUCCAUCUACGAUGGGCAGCCUCAGCCAGGCAACCUGAAGAUGAGGUUAUCUGGCUUCAUGUUGCCAUCGCCUAUUGUGAGCACAGGUUCAAUCCUGGCGCUGUGGUUCACAACAGAUUUUGCUGUGAGUGCUCAAGGAUUUAAAGCAAUCUACGAAGUGUUGCCGAGUCACACGUGCGGUAACCCAGGCUUGAUACCAAAGGGAAUCAUUCAUGGGUCACGAUACAACAUCGGUGACAAAAUCCGUUACAGCUGCUUGAUGGGAUAUAUCCUGGAGGGCCAUGCCGUACUCACUUGCAUCGUGAGCCCGGGAAGUGGGGCAUCAUGGGACUUCCCUGCUCCUUUUUGCAGAGCUGAAGGAGCGUGUGGGGGGACUCUGAGGGGGACGACGGGCACCAUAACAAGCCCGCAUUUCCCCUCGGAGUACGAGAACAAUGCCGACUGCACCUGGAGCGUCCUGGCCGAGCCGGGAGACACCAUCGCCCUCAUCUUCGCCGACUUCCAGCUGGAGGACAGAUACGACUUCCUGGAGAUCAGCGGCACGGAAGCCCCUUCCGUGUGGCUGACUGGUAUGAAUCUGCCUUCCCCCGUCAUCAGCAGCAAGAACUGGCUCCGACUGCAUUUCACAUCUGACAGCAACCACCGAAGGAAAGGAUUUAGUGCCCAGUAUCAAGUGAAAAAGGCCAUUGAGCUGAAAUCCCGAGGGGUUAAAAUGCUUCAGAGCAAGGACACAAACCACAAAAACACGGCAUUGAGCCAAGGCGGAAUGGCGGCAGACAUUUGCCCGGAUCCCGGAAUUCCUGAAAACGGGAAAAGGAUAGGCACAGAUUUCCAGGUUGGGGCCAGCAUCCAGUUCUCCUGCGAUGACAGCUACGUGCUUCACGGCUCAAAAAGCAUCACUUGCCAGAGAGUGACGGAGACGCUGGCUGCGUGGAGUGACCACAGGCCAAACUGUCGCACAAGAACAUGUGGCUCUAAUUUAAGAGGACCAAAGGGAUUCAUCACCUCCCCAAAUUACCCUGUGCAGUAUGAAAACAAUGCCCACUGUGUCUGGGUAAUAACUGCUGCUGACCCUGCAAAAGUAAUCAAGCUGUCCUUUGAGGAAUUUGAUCUUGAAAGAGGGUACGACACCCUCACAGUGGGGGACGGGGGAAAGAUUGGAGACACACGGAGAGUGCUCUAUGUUCUUACAGGGUCAAGUGUCCCAGACUUGAUAGUGAGUAUGAGCAAUCAGAUGUGGCUCCAUUUGCAAUCAGAUGACACCAUUGGUUCCCAAGGUUUCAAGGCCAAUUAUGAAGAAAUCCAGAAAGGGGGCUGUGGGGACCCUGGAAUCCCAGCCUAUGGGAAACGAACCGGCUCCCAGUUCCUCCAUGGAAGCACACUGACAUUCCAAUGCCAGCCUGCCUUCCAAUUGGUUGGAGAAAGGACAAUUUCCUGCCAGCAGAAUAACCAGUGGUCUGGAAACAAACCCAGCUGUGUCUUCUCCUGCUUUUUCAACUUCACCGCACCGUCGGGAAUCAUUCUCUCUCCCAACUACCCGGACGAGUACGGGAACAACAUGAACUGCGUGUGGUUGAUUAUCGCUGAGCCAGGGAGCCGAAUCCAUCUCAUCUUCAGCGACUUUGACGUGGAGCCUCAGUUUGACUAUCUUACGGUGAAGGAUGAUGGGAUGUCGGAGCCCACCACCUUCGGCACGUUCUCUGGCAAAGACGUCCCCUCCCAGAUAGCCAGCAACGGGCACAUUAUGCGGCUGGAGUUUCAGUCCGACCACUCCAACACGGGAAGAGGAUUCAACAUAACCUACACAACGUUCGGCCAGAAUGAGUGCCACGACCCCGGCAUUCCCAUCAACGGGCAGCGUUUUGGCGACCACUUCCUGCUGGGGAGCACGGUGUCGUUCACCUGCGACGAGGGCUUCAUCAAAACGCAAGGGUCCGAGGCCAUAACCUGCGUGAUCCAGGACGGCAACGUGGUCUGGGAUGCUGCUGUCCCUCGAUGUGAAGCACCUUGUGGUGGGUAUUUAACAGCACUGACCGGAGUUCUGCUAUCCCCUGGCUGGCCUGGCUACUACAAAGACUCCCUGAACUGUGAAUGGGUUAUCGAGGCGAGAAAGGAACACGCCAUAAAGAUAUCAUUUGACAGGUUUCAGACAGAGGUUAAUUACGACACUUUAGAGAUCCGUGAUGGUCCCGUCAGCUCUUCUCCAUUAAUUGGGGAAUACCACGGAACCCAGGCCCCGCACUUCCUCAUUAGCACCAGUAAUUACAUGUACCUGCUGUUCUCCACGGACAACAGUCGAUCCAGUGUGGGCUUCCAGAUCCGCUAUGAGAGCGUUAUGAUGGAAACAGACUCUUGCUUGGACCCUGGGAUUCCAGUCAACGGGAAACGUCAUGGGAACAACUUCGCCAUCGGGUCCAAGGUGACGUUCAGCUGCGAUCAGGGCUACACGCUGAGCGAGGAGCAGCCCGUCGUGUGUGAAAGGAGCCAUCAGUGGAACCACGCGUUGCCCAGCUGCGAUGCUCUGUGUGGAGGCUAUGUCUACGGGAAAACUGGCACGAUCCUUUCACCUGGUUUCCCUGAUUUCUACCCAAACUCACUGAACUGCACGUGGACCAUCGAGGUGCCUCAUGGGAAAGGAGUGCACCUGGUCUUCCACACCUUCCACCUGGAGGACUCCCAUGACUACCUUCUCAUCACGGAGGGCGGGAGCUUCACGGAGCCCGUGGUCCGGCUCACCGGCUCAGUGCUGCCCCCCUCCAUCAAAGCAGGCCUGUUCGGGAACUUCAGCGCCCAGCUGCGGUUCAUCUCCGACUUCUCCAUGUCGUAUGAAGGAUUCAACAUCACCUUCUCAGAGUACAGUCUGGAGCCCUGCGAGGACCCGGGUGUCCCUGCCUACAGCCGGCGGGUGGGGUUCAGCUUCGACGUGGGCGAUUCCCUGGUCUUCUCCUGCUUCUCCGGGUACAGGCUGGAGGGAGAGCGCAGGAUCACCUGUCUGGGAGGGGCCAGGCGGGUGUGGAGCGCAGUCCUGCCCAGGUGUGUGGCUGAAUGUGGCGCUUUUUCUCUGGGGACCGAGGGGACACUGCUUUCCCCAAAUUACCCCAGCAACUACGACAACAAUCACGAGUGCAUUUACCGCAUCGAGACGGAGCGGGGGAAGGGCAUUCGCGUUACUGCCACAACCUUCCAACUACAAGAAGGGGACAGUUUGAAAGUUUACGAUGGAAUGGAUAGCUCAUCUCGACUCCUGGGAAAUUUCACAAAAAAUGACAUGUACGGCGUAGUCAUCAACAGCACUUCAAACCAAAUGUGGAUCGAAUUCAACAGCAACGGGUCAGGCACAGAGAUGGGAUUCAGACUGACAUACAACAGUUUUGACCUUGUUAAAUGUGAAGAACCUGGAAUUCCUAAUUAUGGAUACAAGAUUCAAGACGACGGCCAUUUCGCGAACACAUUUGUGUUGUACAGCUGUAACCCUGGUUACACCCUCCAUGGGAGCAGCACCCUGACCUGCCUUAGUGGUGAUCGCAGGGUCUGGGAUAAAACCUUACCGUCAUGUGUGGCUGAGUGUGGAGGCCUCCUUCAGGGAGCCACAUCUGGGCGUAUUCUAUCACCAGGAUACCCAGCACCCUAUGAUAACAACCUCCAUUGCACCUGGUCCAUCGAGGCUGAUACAGGAAAGACCAUCAGCUUGCACUUUAUUGUGUUCGACACGGAGGUCGCCCACGAUAUCCUGAAAGUCUGGGAUGGUCCGACAGAAGGGGGCAUCCUACUGAAAGAGUGGAGUGGGUUGUCCCUGCCAGAGGACACCCACAGCACCUUCAACAUUUUAACCCUUCAGUUUGACAGCGACUACUUCAUCAGCAAGUCUGGCUUCUCUAUUCAGUUCUCAACUACAACUGCUACCACCUGUAAUGACCCUGGGACACCCCAGAACGGAACGCGCUACGGAGACAGCAGGGAGCCGGGAGACACCAUCACCUUCAUGUGCGACCCUGGAUAUCAGAUACAGGGCAUGGCAAGAAUAACGUGCGUUCAGCUCAACAACAGGUUUUUCUGGCAACCUGAUCCUCCCACGUGCAUUGCCACCUGUGGAGGUAAUGUGACAGGCCCCGCUGGGGUAAUUCUAUCACCCAACUACCCUCAGCCGUACCCACCAGGAAAGGAGUGUGACUGGAGGAUAAAAGUCAGUCCUGACUUCGUCAUUGCCCUAAUUUUCAAAAGCUUCAACAUGGAGCCCAGCUAUGACUUCCUGCACAUUUAUGAGGGGGAGGACUCCAAUGGCCCUCUUAUCAGCAGCCUUCAGGGGAACCAGGCUCCCGAACGCAUCGAGAGCAGCGGUAACAGCCUGUUCCUGGCCUUCCGCAGCGACGCCUCCCUGGGCCUGUCCGGCUUUGCUAUCGAGUACAAAGAGAAGCCCCGGGAGGCCUGCUUUGACCCCGGAAACAUCAUGAACGGAAGCCGCCUUGGGACAGACUUCAAGCUGGGGUCGACGGUGACCUACCGCUGUAACUCUGGGUACACCGCGGCGGGUCCGCCCACCAUCACGUGCAUCAUCGGGGCUGAUGGGAAGCCAGUGUGGGACAAGGCCCUCCCAACCUGUAAAGCACCUUGUGGAGGACACUAUACUGGAUCUGAGGGGGUGGUGUUGUCUCCAAAUUACCCAUCCAACUACACGGCUUCCCAAACCUGCUCAUACUACAUCACCGUUUCUGGAGAAUUUGUGGUGUUUGGGCAGUUUGCCUAUUUUCAGACAGCGAUGAACGACUCGGUUGAGCUGUUUGAUGGGGCUACCCAGAAUGCCAGGCUGCUGAGCUCUCUGGCUGGCUCUCAUUCUGGUGAGACCUUGCCUUUGGCGACCUCAAACCAAAUUAUGCUGAGGUUCGGUGCAAAGAGUGGCCCGACUGCCAGGGGUUUCCAUUUUGUUUACCAAGCGGUUCCCCGCACCAGUGACACCCAGUGCAGCUCUGUUCCAGAGCCCAGGUACGGCCGGCGGAUCGGGUCCGACUUCUCUGCUGGGUCCAUCGUACGCUUCGAAUGCAGUCCUGGAUACCUGCUGCAGGGAUCCAAAGCAAUCAAGUGCCACGCUGUUCCCAAUGCUCUGGCACAGUGGAAUGACACCAUACCUAUCUGUACAGUUCCGUGCAGUGGGAAUCUGACGGAAAGGAGGGGUACCAUCCUGUCCCCUGGGUUCCCUGAGCCUUACGGAAACAGCCUGAACUGCGUGUGGAGAAUCACUGUCACAGAAGGGGCUGGGAUCCAGAUCCAAGUGAUGAGCUUUGCUACAGAGCACAACUGGGAUUCCCUGGAAAUCUACGAUGGCGGAGACAUGACCACACCAAAACUGGGGAGCUUUUCAGGAACCACGGCCCCGGCUUUGCUCAACAGCACCUCAAAUCAGCUUUACCUACAUUUCCAUACCGAUAUCAGCGUGGUCGCCGCUGGGUUCCACUUAGAAUAUAAAACGGUUGGCCUCACCACUUGCCCGGAGCCACUGGUGCCUAGCAAUGGAAUAAAGACGGGCGAUCGAUACAUGGUGAACGAGGUGGUGUCGUUCAGCUGCGAGGCCGGAUAUAUUCUGCAGGGGCACUCCCAUAUCUCGUGUAUGCCUGGGACAGUACGCCGUUGGAACUAUCCCCCUCCUCUCUGCAUAGCCCGCUGCGGUGGAACCCUCUACGACCUCAGCAAUGUCAUCUUAAGCCCUGGAUUUCCUGGAAACUACCCCGGUAAUCUGGACUGCACCUGGAGGAUUCUGCUACCUGUCGGAUACGGCUCUCAUAUCCAGUUUUUAAACUUUUCCACGGAGGACAACCAUGAUUUUUUAGAGGUGCGCAAUGGACCACACCACACUAGCUCCUUGAUUGGUCAAUUCAGUGGAAGCCAACUCCCACCCUCACUGCUAAGUACAACACACGAAACGGUGAUUCAUUUUUACAGCGACCACUCUGAAAAUAGACAGGGGUUUAAACUGACCUACCAAGCAUAUGAACUAAAGAACUGUCAAGAUCCCUCCCCCUUCCACAAUGGAUACAUUAUUAACAGUCAGUAUAAUGCUGGCCAAUCCAUAACCUUCGAGUGCUUCCCUGGCUACAUUCUGAUUGGACACCCUGUGCUCACGUGUCAGCAUGGCAUCAACAGGAAAUGGGACCAUCCUUUUCCUCGGUGUGAAGCUCCUUGUGGAUACAACGUUACAGCGCAGAAUGGAACGAUAUACUCCCCAGAGUACCCUAACGAGUACCCCAACUCUCAAGACUGCGCCUGGCUCAUCACGGUGCCACACGGUCACGGCAUCUACAUCAACUUCACCCUGCUGCAGACGGAGCCCGUCACAGACUACAUCGCCGUGUGGGAUGGCCCAGACCAGCACUACCCCCAGCUCGGUGUGUUUAGUGGGAACACUGCGCUGGAAUCAGCCUACAGCUCCUUCAAUCAGGUCCUCAUCCGGUUCCACAGCGAUUUCUCCACCAGUGGAUUCUUUGUCCUCAAUUUCCACGCUUAUCGUCUGAAGAAAUGUGCUGCACCUCCUGCUAUUGAAGAGGCAGAGCUCAUUUCUGAGGAUCGGGAUUAUGAAAUAGGAGACAUUGUGCAGUUCCGGUGCCUCCCAGGGUUUUCAUUGGUUGGCAAUGAGGAACUCACCUGUAAGCUGAACUCACAUUUGCAGUUUGAAGGCCCCGCCCCUUCCUGUGAGGCCCAGUGCCCUGCGAAUGAAGAAAGGACUGCUUCAUCUGGGGUGAUCCUCAGUCCAGGCUACCCAAGAAACUACCCCAACUCCCAGACCUGCUCCUGGGCUAUUAAAGUCAAGCCCAGCUACACCAUCUCCAUUUAUGUGGAGAUGUUUCAAAGCGAGAAGCAGUUUGAUGAACUGGAAAUCUUUGAUGGAGCCUCAGGCCAGAGCCCCUUGUUAGUGGCCCUAAGUGGGAACCACUCCACCCAGCUGAACUUCACAAGCAAGACAAACCAGCUGUACCUCAGGUGGUCCACAGAUCAUGCAACCAGCAAGCGGGGAUUCAAAAUACGCUACACAGCUGCGUACUGUAGCAUAAACAACCUGCCUCGAAACGGGGGAGUCUUCAACAGAACUGGGGAGCAGCCAGGUAGCAGGUUACGCUACUUCUGCAACAGGGGGUACAGGCUUGUGGGCCAGAGCAACGGCACCUGCAGUUUGCACCCGAACGGACUGUAUCAGUGGGACGCCCCUGCUCCUCUCUGUCAAGCUAUAUCCUGUGGAAUUCCCGACCCCCCUGGUAAUGGUUCCUUCCAUGGUUUCCAGUACACUGUGGGGAGUAAAGUCCAUUAUCAGUGUAAUGAAGGGUACAGGAUGGAGAGCAGCCGGUCUAUGAGUGCCGUCUGUCAGGGGGAUGGGUCAUGGAGUGACACGGCACACCCACCACGCUGUCUGCCGAUACAGUGCCCCAGCAUCGACACGCUGCUCUCAGAAAACAUGGUGUGGCGUCUCAUUUCUGGCUCGCUGAAUGAAUUUGGGGCGCAGAUUAUGCUGACCUGUACCCCCGGCUUCUACCUUGGAGGCAGAAGAAUCAUCAAGUGCUUGGCUAAUGGAACCUGGAAUGGCAUUGAGGAGAAGUCCACCUGCAAGAUCAUUUCCUGUGGGGACCUUCCCUCUCCACCAAAUGGCAACAAGAUCGGCACCUUGUCCACGUUUGGCGCCACGGCGAUAUUCACGUGUAACACGGGUUACACGCUGUCAGGCUCACACGUGCGGGAGUGCGGAGCAAACGGACUGUGGAAUGGAGUCGAAACAAAAUGUCUGGCGGGCCACUGUGGUUCCCCUGACCCAAUCACAAAUGGUCACAUUAGUGGAGACGGGUUCAGCUACCGGGACACGGUUGUCUACCAGUGCAACCUGGGGUUUCGCCUAAUUGGCACCUCCGUUCGGAUUUGCCAGCAGGAUCACAAAUGGUCAGGACAUGCACCUGUCUGUGUCCCCAUUACAUGCGGUCACCCUGGCAACCCUGCGCAGGGGCGCACCAACGGGAGCGAGUUCAAUCUGAACGACAUUGUCAACUUCACCUGCUAUACCGGAUACCUGCUGCAUGGUGCUGCACGUGCUCAGUGCAGGGCGAACGGCCAGUGGAGCAACUCUCUCCCAGUCUGCAGGGUGGUAAACUGCUCAGAUCCUGGCUUUGUGGAGAACGCCAUUCGUCACUCCCAGCACAACUACCCAGAGAGCUUCAGCUACCAGGCUAGUGUGAUGUAUCACUGCAAGAGGGGCUUCUAUCUGCUGGGUUCAUCAGUCCUCACCUGCCAGUCAAACGCUUUCUGGGACCGAUCCCUUCCUAAGUGCCUUUCCAUUUCCUGUGGCGAUCCUGGCACGCCGCCCAACGCCGUCAUGUCAGGGAGGAAGUUCAGCAACAGUGCUGUGGUGCAUUACACCUGCAGCCAGGGAAGAACGCUGGUGGGAAAUGCCAGCCGGGUCUGUCUGGAGGAGGGGCGCUGGAGUGGAGCACCCCCCUACUGCUCAGGGGGAAGCGCGGGUUUCUGUGGGGACCCCGGCGUCCCGCCUCGCGGCUCCAGGCUGGGAGAGGAGUUUAAACUGAAGAGCCUCCUGAGGUUCACCUGUGAGACGGGCUACUCCCUGAUCGGGUCUGCAGAGCGCACCUGCCUUCUCAACGGCUCCUGGAGUGGGACACAGCCUGUGUGCGAAGCGGUGUCCUGCGGGAACCCUGGCACACCUGCCUUCGGGAAGAUUGUAUUCAGCGACGGCAUUCUCUUCUCCAACUCGGUGACGUAUGCCUGCUGGGAUGGGUACAAGACGUCCGGCCUCACCACCCGGCACUGCACCACCAACGGCACCUGGACCGGGUCCGCCCUGGACUGCACGGUGAUCAGCUGUGGAGAUCCGGGUUCAGUGGCAAAUGGGAUUUAUAUUGGAAAUGAAUUCACUUUUAAUAAGACGGUAAAAUAUCACUGCAACCCAGGAUACAUUAUGGAGCCUGUAGGAUCUUCCACUUUACUCUGCACCAAAGACGGGACGUGGAAUCAGACCAAACCCAACUGCAGGGUGAUCGUGUGCAGCCAGCCCCCGGUCAUCAGUAAUGGGAAAGUGGAGGGCUCAGACUUCCAGUGGGCCUCCAGCAUUUCCUACAGCUGUCUGGAGGGGUACCAGCUGUCCCUGCCUGGCAUCGUCACGUGUGAGGGGAACGGCACCUGGCGCGGUGACGUCCCACAGUGCCUACCCAUUCUGUGUGGAGAGCCUGGCAUCCCAGCAGAGGGCCACAUGGAGGGAAAGCUCUUCACCUACAGGUCAGAGGUCACCUUCCAGUGCCAGCCCUCUUUCCUGCUGGUGGGGUCGUCCAGGAGAGCGUGUCAGGCAGAUGGGACCUGGAGUGGCAUUCAGCCUUCCUGUAUAGAUCCUGCAUACAAUACGUGUAGAGAUCCUGGAAGUCCAGCGUACGGGAUUCCAGUGCAGGCACAAGGAUAUGAGGUUGGAAGCAAAAUCUUCUUUAAGUGUCGGAAAAACUACCACAUAUUGGGGUCUACGACGAGAACAUGCCUUGAAAACUUAACAUGGAGCGGAGUACAACCGGAAUGCAUAUCUCAUUCCUGCAGGCAGCCCGAGACGCCAUCCCACAUCGACGUGAAGGCUAUAGAUCUUCCCACUCUGGGAUACACGCUAAUGUACACGUGUCAGCCCGGCUUUUUUCUGGCUGGGGGAUCUGAACACAGAACAUGCAAAUCAGACGGGAAAUGGUCUGGAAAGCCGCCCAUCUGUAAAGUUGGGCCCAAAAUAAACACCAAAACAAAAGGAGCAGAUUCUGGUGUGCAGAAAAACAAGAUCCAUGUUCCUGCUGAUGUGUUUUCUUUGAACUCUGGCUGGACUGGGUUUUAUGAGUACUUGGGGAAAAGACAGGUUGCCACCAUAACUGUCAGUGGAUUCAAUGUGACAACCAGUAAAGUCAAUGUCACACUUUUGGAACACAAUACAGUCCAAAUUAAACUGUCAGGGACAUAUAAGAAAGAGGAAAACCAUUUGCUGCUAAAGGUUUACCAAGUCAGAGGUCCUGCAGCACUUUCUUUCAGCAAAUUUAAGAAUGACAACUGGGCAAUGGAUGGAUAUGUGACAGCAGAAUCGGACAAGAAUACAUUUGUGUAUCAAGGUUUUAUACAUGGAAAGGAUUUUGGAAAAUUUCAGUUCACAAGACAAGGUCUUAUAACAACAGAUAUGGACCCUUCGAAUCCAUAUUAUGGCACAAACAGUAGCUCAGUGGCAGCUGCUAUUUUAGUGCCGUUCUUUGCUCUAAUUCUAUCAGGGUUUGCCUUUUACCUCUAUAAACACAGAACAAGACCAAAAGUACAGUUCAACGGCUACGCAGGGCACGAGAACACGAACGGACAGGCUUCGUUUGAGAACCCCAUGUACGACACAAACAUGAAGCCUACCGAGGCCAAAGCGGUCAGGUUCGACACAACUCUAAACACGGUCUGCACAGUGGUAUAACCUUCAUGGUCUGCGUUUGACUGGUCCGCAGCCAUACCUCUUGGGUACGCAGUGACUUCUUUGAUGCCAUAUGCCAAUUCUCCCUUGCGACUUCGCUUUGCUACAGUAAGACCGUGUAUUCACUUUAUACAAACUUCCCUGUGGAUAUGAUCAAACGAUCAAUUAUAAGAAGACUCUUUUAUGGACAUAUUACAAAAAACAGACUUUCCAUGCAGCAAGACCAAGAUUGUGGCCGAGAUUACAAUGGAAUUAAAGAUACUUUCUUGAAUUUAAAAGUUUUUACCUUUCAUGACCCUUACAUAAAGAAAGUUUUUUUUUAUUUUUUUUUUUAUUUCUAUUUUUCCAAAAUAAUUAUCUUGGGACAAUGUUGAAGUGUCUUGAAAAGCCACAUAAUUGUUGACAAAAGGAAUUCCUUCAUUGAAGAUGAACCAUAAAGGAAAGUCUUUGAACCAACGUGGUUGCUUGUACCUGGCUAGACUCCACUAAUACGAGCGAGAAUAAGCUACAGCUGCAAGAGUCCCGCAGAUGAAUUUUGCUAUCAAUUCUCUCGAUAGCAGAGGGAUUUCUCUCAGCUGUUGUGUUGCAAAAACAUUACUGCACAAUUUUUGCACUAGUGUGUUAUGAAUGGAUUUCAAACUGGUUCAAAAGAGAAAAGAAUACUAGCAAACAGAAAUACAUACAGGGUUUCUAUACGCCGUUUCUAUACGCUGAUCAUGUGUAUAUAAACUUGUGUUUCCAUGGAUGCAGGAAGCAUGUUGUCAUUCUAAGUUUUGACAGGUUGAUUUUAUUUUCUACUGAUUUUGCAAAAAACAAAGAAAUGGAAAGAAAAUAAAAAUUAUUACGAGUCUUCACAUUUGAACUGCAGUUCAACCCCUUGGGCCCAACUGGGAAUGUUGUUUUUCUUCAAUCAUUUAACAUUUUUAAUGCUUACUGUUGGUAUCUUACACCAGUGUCCACAUUAUUUUAUUUUUAUUAUUUUUUAAUGGAGGCCCAGGACUUGUAGAGUGUCAGUUAAAUAGUAUGAGUGAGGUUUUUUUUUUCUUGGUUGGGUUUUACUUUCCUUUUUAUUUUUUGUUUUUAUGUGAUUUAGUUAUUAAUAGUUAUUUGUAUUCCUCUUCUGGUGUGAUGCAGCACAUUAACCAUCUUCAAGAAAUUAGUAGAUGGGAGUUUACUGUAAUGCAGUAGAUGGCCUAUACGUGAGUACCUAUGGGGGUCAGUUGCUGGCUCUCUCACUGAAUCCACUGAAUGUUUUUGGUUUGUUACAUUUUUUUCUUUCAUUUGUUAUGCUCUUGGUAUUUCUACAAAAUUGCAGCAGUGCUCCAUUAUGCGUAUUUUGGGUCAGCUGUUUGUUACACGAGAUGAAGCUAUGUGAAAACAUGUACAGCAGCAUCAGAAAAUAGCAACAAAAUAUCUAACAAAGGGGGGUUCUACAAAUCUUCUCAUGUGAAUACCAUCUGCAGAGAGGGGUUUUAUUUCUCUAUAAUGCUGUAGAAAAUGAAGUGUUUAUUUUUCGAAAAUGCUGCAUUUACUUUCUAUCACAGCUGUGAGUGCAUGUGUGUUUAUAGUGUGUUUUCUGUGUACUGGUGAAUGCCCGAGAAGGUUCAGAUCAGGACAACGUUCCUUCCCGGGCAGCCAUGGAAUUAGCGCAGAGAGUUCUACGUCGUCUCGAAAAACGCGUUGGCAAGAUUAAUUUUUAUUACAUAUCCCCUCCCAUUGUAAUUCGACAUAUCUCAAAGAAGAUAAUUUGAUGACAUGCUUCAAAAUUACAACCCAUGGAACACUGCCUUAUUGAAUUGGAAAUGUGACAUGGCCAAUACGUUUGCUACACUAAUGAUGUAUUUCAUUGUGCCACCAAUGUGUGUGUCGAAGCGCUGGGCUCCCCAGGAGCAUAUACACUGUGAUUCCAAAAGUCAUGGUUGAGCAAGCUGAUCAGAUUGGUGACAUAGUGUGUGCGCUCAUCUAUUCAGUUACAGCCUUCUUUAUGUAUGUGUGAAUUCCCUGCUAAUCGCUGUGUUCAAAUCAGACAUCUGUUGCAUCUGCAUUCAGAUCCAUUCAUCAGUGGCAUAGAAAAUAUGAACUAUAACCUUGUGAAAUGUUUACCGAUAUCAGAUUUUGUCCAAGUCAUUUCAGCGCAGAGGGGAAGUUUGCAGUGCGUGCGUCGUGCGUGUGUGCGUGUGUAUGUGCGCGCGAGCGUGCAUCAUCAAGUGUACAUCUUUAAAAAGUAUGUAAAAUAAGAAGCAUUCGCUUAACCUUAAUUUUUCUAAGAAAUUUUAUAUUUUUCAUUUAAUAUUGCUGAAAUCAGUACCUAUGGUAAAAAUGGUGCGUCAAAUCUGGAAAGCUGAGGUGCAGAAUCUGGGAUGGAGUCGGUCUCCCGCCUUCCUCCAUUUGCUUCUUGUGAUGUUUUUACCUGCUGCUGCUUUCCCCUACAUCUCCUGCCUCCAGGCUCACUGCAAUAACGUCGCCCGUUCCUCCUCUGUAAAAUACCUUCGCCGUCAGAGCUGUAAAUCUGCCUCGCCAUCAACUGCAUCGCCAUUUUACCAUGCGCUUUUGACUUGAAGUAGGAGCAGAAGAAAAUGUUUUUUGUACAGAAAUAUAUUUUUUAUGACAAAUUUGUAAAAUGAUUAAAUAUGCUGUACUUUUUUGAAUAAUGUAGGUAUAAAAUUGUUAAAAUAAAUGUUUUUACUAUACGAAA
Conger conger (European conger) is the source of this 13366-nucleotide messenger RNA. Its product is annotated as CUB and sushi domain-containing protein 1-like. The record is from RefSeq and is a predicted model, not a curated record. The coding region runs from base 55 to 10674 and encodes 3539 amino acids. The transcript is spliced from 70 exons. Lineage: Eukaryota; Metazoa; Chordata; Actinopteri; Anguilliformes; Congridae.